AUGAACCUUCUCCAGAGGUAUUAUAAGAAGGCAGUUGCCAGUAAAUGUGCAGAUGUAGAAGAACUGAGGAAAAAAAUCUUCAUGAGCUUCUACCAUGCAGCUUCCUCUGACGAAGUGCCCAACCACGAUGACUGUCCCACAGGAGUUGAGUCUUGGUGCUUUUGGCAGAGAGCCAUGGCUCUCAAGCAAACACCCCCUUCACAUACAGGUAAAAGCAGCUGCUUUCUGUCAGAGUUUGUGCUGGCUGAGAAGGGCGAUUUUAACGUGAUCGCUGUAGACUGGAGCAAGGGCGCAACAUCACCGUUCUACGACCAGGCAUCCUCCAACCUGCGGGUCGUUGCCACGGAGAUCAAGCUCCUGCUGGACAUCAUGCAUUCUAAAGGCCUUAACCUGGAUAAGGUCCACCUGAUUGGUCACUCACUGGGGGCCCAGCUGUCUGGAUACGUCGGGAACCUGUUUGGUCACAACGUCAUUGGCAGGAUUAGUGGUCUAGACCCAGCAGAACCCAACUUUUUAAACAAGGCAGUGGCGGCCAGACUAGACGCAGACGACGCCAAGUUUGUUGACGUCAUCCACACAGAUGGACGCCAUUUUGAUUUUGUUGGAGGCUACGGCCUGAUGAUACCUUGUGGAGAUGUAGAUUUCUACCUGAACGGUGGUGAGCACCAACCAGGCUGCUCAGGAUCAAAUGUGUCCAUGUGGUGCAGCCACGGACGAGCACAUCAGUACUUUAUAGAAUCCGUCGACUCAACGUGCCAGUUCACAGCCCACCCAUGCGACUCUUUUGAAAAGUUUGAAAAUGGCGAAUGUUUUUCCUGUGGGUCUGGGUGUGGUGUGGCUGGGUACUCCGCCGACCAGCACCCCGCCAGAGGAAGUCUGUAUGUGGACACCCACCACGAAGCUCCAUACUGUGGAUUCCACUACCACGUCAAAAUUUUCCCAUACGCCUCCUCGGCUGACACAUCCGGGUUAGUUUAUGUGUCUCUGAUUGGCACAUCUGGGAAGACAGAUUUUAUCCCAACCAAUGCCAAGUACCUAAAGCUGACUAAAACCACAACCAUCACCACCAACGUUGUCUACAAGAACGACAUCGGCACCAUCACAGGUGUGGACGUCAGGUACGACAGAGACAACGGCUCCCUCGGCAUCAUGCUUCUCUCUGCGACAACAACAACCUUGGCCAUAGCAGGGAUCGAGAUCCUGUCAUCCGUUCACAACACCUGGUCAUCAUCCUGUCGGGGUUCGUUCCAGCUCCACGACCGAGCUCCUCUCCAUAUAUCAACAGCUGCAGGCAGAACCAACCACCCGUGUACAGCUGUAGGCUAAAAGAUGUAGGCCCUAUCCUGUGUACUAAAAUUUAUUAC
Physella acuta is the source of this 1364-nucleotide messenger RNA. RefSeq names its product lipase member H-like. Gene Ontology annotation, molecular function: lipase activity; protein binding. Gene Ontology annotation, biological process: lipid catabolic process. The record is from RefSeq and is a predicted model, not a curated record. NCBI's taxonomy places the organism in Eukaryota, Metazoa, Mollusca, Gastropoda, Physidae.